AUGACAUCCUCCCAAAGACCCUCGCCCUCAACCCGCCUCCCAACGCCCCGAGUCGUCAUCACGAACCUCAUCAACUCCCUCACAUCGGCCUCCCUCGCGUUGCCGUCAUCCGCCGACGCAGGCGACACGCGAAACCCCCUCACAUCUCUCCCCCAACCCCACCGCGCGCUCCUCGUCACCCUCCACGUCCUCUUCCCGUCCCUAGUCCUCCCGGCACUAGACCUCCUCGACCGCAAUCUCGUCACCCGUGUGGUCCCGGAACCCGCCGCAUCCAGCGACGACAGGCGGGAAGCCGACAACCCCGCCGAUGACCCCGCACUCGUUCGCCACCACCGCUCUCCCGCUCGUGCUUGCGACGAGGCCGGUACCGCCGCCGAUGGGCAGGGGUCCUCACCACCCUUUCCUUCUCAAGCGCCCCCAUACCACAUAAACCGUCCCCAACCUCUCCCGGCCGCAUUCCAUCUGGUCCGCUCCGUUGCCUCGACGAUGUCCCGCCGAAGCCACGCCUUCGCGACAUCGAUCUCGGCGUCGACCACCUACCUCGUUCGGCUCGACGCUUGGAACUGUACUUGCGCCAACUUUGCCUUCGAGGCGUUUCCUGCCGCCGCUGGUACCGCCGCCACGGGGGAAGAUCUCGAGGAUGAGGUCAUGGAUGCAGAUGUGACCGAGGACUCCGAUAGACAGGGCGAGGAGGGAGGAUGGCAAUUUGGAGGUUUGAGUCUAGACGGAGUGGGUAGCGGCAGUGUGCCUUGCUGCAAGCACUUGCUUUCUUGCCUGCUGUCCGAGCAGUGGGGGGACGCGUUGGGGAAGUAUGUUGCGGAGAAGAGAGCGAACAGGGAGGAGAUGGCGGGGUUGGUCGCCGAUAUGUAA
Molecule: messenger RNA, 870 nt
Organism: Colletotrichum higginsianum IMI 349063
Lineage: Eukaryota; Fungi; Ascomycota; Sordariomycetes; Glomerellales; Glomerellaceae
Product: Ubiquitin carboxyl-terminal hydrolase family protein
Exons: 1
Coding region: 1-870 (289 amino acids)
Source: RefSeq, a predicted model, not a curated record